Molecule: messenger RNA, 3065 nt
Organism: Tinamus guttatus (white-throated tinamou)
Lineage: Eukaryota; Metazoa; Chordata; Aves; Tinamiformes; Tinamidae
Source: RefSeq, a predicted model, not a curated record
AGGCAUGGAUAAUCAGACGGUGCUGGCUGUGCAGUCCUUACUAGAUGGUCAAGGAGGGGCGACCGAUCCAUCUGCUCAAAAUGUCAGCUCAUCCACCACCAUCCAGUCCAUGGAUGAUGAAGAUGUCUUUCUGUGUGGGAAGUGUAAGAAGCAAUUCAACUCAUUGCCUGCGUUCAUGACCCACAAGAGAGAGCAGUGCCAGGGAAAUACCCCUUCCCUCUCCACCGUCUCCCUGGCCACCAACAGUGGGUACACCCCGUCCAUCACCUCGCUGCAGCAGGCUCCAAAUGCCAGUCGACAGCAAAUUUCUACAUACAUCACGGUUCCUCCGUCUCCUUUGAUCCAGACCCUUGUGCAGGGGAACAUCUUGGUUAGCGACGAGGUGCUGAUGUCGGCCAUGUCUGCCUUCACCUCCCUGGACCAGCCGAUGCCAGCGGUGCAGCCCUCAGUGCAGAGCAGCUUGAAUAUGCACACUGGGGCUGGCUAUCUCUCCCAGCCCCCUCCGCCACCCCCGCCUCCUCCGCCGCCCCCUCCGCAGCCGCCACCGCCUCCCCCACCAAGCCUGGGGGCUCCGGGGCAGCCCGGUGCUGGGGGUGGUGGCGUGGUCGAAGUGUACAGCGCGCCUGCUCCCAUGGCAGCAAGCAGCACGGUGGAGAUCCAGUCACUGGGGAUGCAGCCCUAUCCACCCAUAGAGGUACCGAGCCAGUGUGUGGAAAAUCCUGUAUAUCCCUCUCCUCCUGUCUUCAGCCCUGGGAAGCAGGGAUUCAAAUCCAAGAGCACCAGCGCUCCCACACCUUUGACCAGUGCAGGAGGAGGCAACGUGGUUGGCUUUGAUUCUGCCUCUGCUGCCAAAAGUAGACGCUCCAGAGCCGAGAGCGGGCUGCUUGAAGGGAAACUCAAGUCCCCCAAGCUGAAAUGCACUUAUUGUGACAAGGCCUUUACCAAGAACUUUGACCUGCAGCAGCACAUCAGAAGUCACACAGGUGAGAAGCCCUUCCAGUGCAUUGUGUGCGGCCGAGCCUUCGCCCAGAAGUCCAACGUGAAGAAGCACAUGCAGACCCAUAAAGUGUGGCCUCCAGGGCUGGGGUGCACCAUCUCCCGCAACUCCAUUACGGUGCAGGUCAUGGCUUUGAACCCCAACCAGACGGAGGAUGAGGAGAACACAGGUUUGAGUGAGCCCUCAAGGAACCCUGUGCAAGCUCCCCAAGACAUGGCCCCGUUGGAGGAGAGCGAGGCAGGCAAGCUGGAAGCCAAGCAGGUUGUCUUGAUUGAUAGCUCUUACCAAUGCCAGUUCUGCCCCAACAAAUUCAACACUUACUUCCAGCUCAAAUCACACAUGACGCAGCACAAGAACGAGCAGGUAUAUAAGUGUGUGGUGAAAAGCUGCGCUCAGACCUUCCAGAAGCUGGAGUCCUUCCUCGAGCACAUCAAGAGUCACCAGGAGGAGCUGAGCUACCGCUGCCACCUCUGCAGCAAGGACUUCCCUUCCCUGUACGAGCUGGGUGUCCACCAGUACUCCCACAGCCUGCUGCCUCAACACAGCCCCAAGAAGGAUGUGGCCAUGUACAAAUGUGUGAAGUGUGUAAAUAAGUACUCCACCCCGGAAGCCCUGGAGCAUCAUCUGCAGACAGCAACGCACAACUUUCCCUGCCCUCAUUGCCAGAAGGUGUUCCCCUGCGAGAGGUAUCUGCGCCGACACAUCCCCACGCACGGUGGGGGCAGCAAAUUCAAGUGCCAGAUCUGCAAGAAGUUCUUUCGCCGGGAGCACUACCUCAAGCUGCAUGCCCACAUCCACUCGGGAGAGAAGCCCUUUAAGUGCUCGGUGUGUGAUGCAGCCUUCAAUCGGAAAGACAAACUCAAGCGGCAUAUGCUGAUUCACGAGCCUUUCAAGAAGUAUAAAUGUCCCUUCUCGAGCCACACAGGCUGCAAUAAAGAGUUUAACAGACCAGACAAGCUGAAGGCUCACAUCCUGUCCCAUUCAGGGAUGAAGAUCCACAAGUGCCAGUACUGUAACAAGUCCUUCAGCCGCCGAGCCCACAUGAUGGAACAUCAGCGCUCGCACACUGGCAACUACAAGUACCGCUGCCCCACCUGCAGCAAAGGCUUCACGCGCCACAAGUAUAUGAAGGACCACAAGUGCCACCUGGGCUCACCCAAGGACAAAGACCUGCAGCUCAGGAAGCCCCAGAAGAAGCGAGUGGCGCGGGGGCGCAAGGGGGGCCUUUCCCUCCCCAGCCAGCUGGCCCUGGCAGAGCUGAAGGACGGUGCUGCUGGGGAGAGCGCCCGGGAGAGCAGCCCAAACAAAGAACAAUUCCAAGAGUCGGACACUGUCCUGUCCAUUGUAGUGGGGGGGUCAGGAGCUGCUGAAUCGGACUUGGUUGUCCCGGGGCAGCCCAGCAACAUCGCGUCCAAUUUGGCCCUGGCAGACUUACAGGCUGCCUCGGAUGGCCCUUGCACCAUGCUGGCUGUGCCUGUUUACAUCCAAACAACUGAGUGAGGAUGUGUAGGGCCACUGUGUGGCUGGGACCUGCUGCCAGGGGUGUCAGACUGUGCUGAAAAUUAUCACAGUGAAAGACCAAAGCCCUUGUGGGGAGGUAGAUGGAUAUGAGAGAGCAGCUUUCAUUUCCACUUGUUCUUCCCUUCCUUGGGCAAAGGACUAUCUAGAGCCAUUGCUGGCUAGAAGGCACUGAAGGGAACAGCUCCAUAUUGUCCUUCUACAUCCCUGGUCAGUAUAGGGCAAGAAGGACUAAGAUCCCUGAAUCAGGGUGAGAAAAAGGAGUCUACAGCCUCGCAACAAACAGAGCUGCUGAAACCAGAUGGCUUUGCAAAUCACAGCCUAUUCCAUCUGUGGUUUUUCUAGCCUAAAAUUUGUAUUGCCCAGUAUUUGGGUGGUCUAAGAGCAAACAAAUGAUCCUUCCUAGUGGAAGCGAGUUCAUCCUGAAAUCCUUUGGGAACACUGUUCAGAAAUACCCUUGAAUCACGUCUGGUAUCUUUCUCUUCUCCGUCCUUAUCAGCAGAAGGAUGGCCUUGUCUGUACUACCUGUGCUGUGAACACCAUGGAGCUG